Molecule: messenger RNA, 5337 nt
Organism: Rotaria sordida
Lineage: Eukaryota; Metazoa; Rotifera; Eurotatoria; Philodinida; Philodinidae
Source: the annotation of a GenBank genome assembly
AUGUAUGAAACAAUUCGACCAAAAGUUGUACAUACAGCUGUUAAAUAUCUUGUCCAACAGGAACUAUAUAAAGGCGAAGGUAUCAUUAUAUCCGAUGAUUGGUUGAAUGAGUAUUCUAAUGAACGAGAAAAUUUCAUUAUUAAAGAUGAAGAUAAAAAAAUUGACGCGAAUGAAAUCAUGAAGGAAUCAGAAUUUGAUGAUAAUGAUGCCAAUUGGAAUGAAUCCGAUGAUAAACCAAUCAAUCCAGUAGCUACUGAAACAUUAUUAAAUGAUGAGAUUGAAGAUCAGAAUGAUAUCGGUAUUAAAUUUGCUCCAGCAGAGAAUAAUAGACCAAUAUCAAUUUUGAUGGAUAUGAAAGUUGAUGAAUUAACAUUUCCAAAAAUUUAUUGUGGUAAACAAAGAAAAAUCAAAGAAAAUGUUAAAUUGACUUACGCUAAAAUUGCAGCAGAAACAAAGUGGUCAGAACUUAUUGUAAUAUUGGCUAAAGUGUUGGAAAAUAAAGUCAUAACAUUAGAAGAAGCAGAGAAUAUGAGCUAUGAAAAGAAGUGUGAUUUGAUAAGAAAAGAUCCUGUAACAUGUGUUCGUUAUUUUGAACAUAGAGUAAAAUGUCUAUGGGAAAUAUUAUCCGCUCCUUCUGGUCCAUUUCAAGGCUACGAACUAGAAGACAAAUAUGUCAGAAUUGAAUUUCAAGCUCGUGGUUCACCACAUGUUCAUGCCUUGAUAUGGUUAAAAAAUGCUCCAAAAUACGACAAAAAUAAACCUGAAUCAAUUAAAGAAUGUAUAGAAUUUAUUGAUAAACUGAUUUCAGUUAGUUCGAAACCAACACAAUUUUCUGAAGAACUUAUAAGUUUGCAACGUCAUAAACAUUCACAUACCUGUAAAAAAUAUGUGAACGGUUGUAUUAAAUGUCGUUUUGGUAUUCCAUAUUUUCCGAUGAGAGAAACUAUGAUUUUGGAACCAUUUAGUGACGACGAAAAGUUAACUAAAAAAGAACGUGAAGAAAUAAGUAAAAAGAAGGAGAACGUAAUGAAAGAACUUGAAAAGAUAUCAAAAGAUAUCGAUAAUUCAUUAACUUUUGAUGAAUUUUUGAUACAUAUUAAUAUGAAUGAAAAAGAAUAUAUUAAAAUGAUUCGAGCUGACUUAAAAAAAGCAAAGGUCUUCUUGAAACGUGCUCCAAAUGAAAUCCGAAUCAAUGCAUAUAAUCCACAAAUAAUGUCAUUACACAGAGCAAAUAUGGACAUUCAAUUCAUUCUUGAUCCUUAUGCAUGCUUAAAGUACUGUGUUGAAUACAUCAACAAAUCUGAAAAUGGCAUGUCUAAACUUCUACGAGAAGCAUUGAACGAGUUAAAAAAAGGCAAUAACACAGUCAGAGAACGUCUUAGAGUUAUUGCAAAUAAAUUUUUGAAUUCAAGUGAAAUUUCUGCACAAGAAGCUGUUUAUCAUAUUUUAAGUAUUCCACUUUCCAUUAGUAGCAGAAGUACUGUUUUUAUUAAUACAAACAGACCUGAAAAUAGAAUUUCUAUGCUCAAAUCAGAUGAAAUUCUUCAAAAAUUGGAGCCUGAUUCAAAAGAUGUGUUUGUUGAGGGCUUAAUUGAGAUGUAUGUUAAUAGACCUGACGAAAUGAAAAAUGUUUGUCUGGCUGAUUUUGCUUCGAUGUAUAAUAUUUCAAAGAAAAAAACAGAUAAUGAUCGAAUUAUAGAAAAUUCUGAUGACGAAGAUAUCACUGAAAAUGAAAGUGAUAAUAAAAUUGCUCCUAUGAAAAUGGAAAAUGGUAAGGGUUGGAUUAAAAAAAGGACAAAGAAAAAAAUCAUAAGAUACAGAUACUUUAAACUACAUCAAGAUCCUGAAAACUAUUAUAGAGAGCAGCUAAUGCUAUUUCUACCAUGGACUAAUGAAGAAGAAGAUCUUAUUCAUAUAAACCAUGAAGAGAGAUUUGAAUUGUAUAAAGAUAUAAUUCAACAAAAAAGAUCUGAAUAUAUUCAUCGUGAAGCUAAUGAAUUCGAACAAGCUUUAGAAGAACAUAUGGAAAAAAAAGAAGAUGAAGAUGAUAUUGAUGAUGCAAAUAUUGAAUACGAUCAAGAUAAAAAUGAAUUUCUCAUUUAUGAAAUAGGAAAUACUGAAGGUGAUAUUUUUGUUGAAAUGGGAAUAAAUACUCGAACUGAAAAAGUCGAACACUUUAAUGUUCCCAAAAUAAUACCAGACACAGAAUAUCAACAAAUGAUGAGAAAUCUUAAUAGUAAUCAAAGGAAAUAUACUCUAAACGUAAUGAAUUUGAUUAAAAAUGGUGAAAAUCAAUUUUUUCAUUUCAUCAAUGGAGGUGCAGGUGUUGGCAAAAGCACUCUAAUCAAAGCAGUGUAUCAAUCAAUACUAAGAUUUUAUAAUUCACUUCCAGGAUAUUAUCCAGAUAGUAUUCGGGCUGCACUAUGUGCACCAACUGGCAAAGCAGCAGCAUUAAUUGAUGGAAUGACUUUGCAUUCAUUUUUAAGUUUACCAGUAAAUCAAUGCAAACAUAAGCUUGUUCAACUAAAUAGCGAUGUUUCGAAUAGAAUUGGAGUCAAAUUAAAAGACUUACAAUUAUUAAUAAUAGACGAAAUAUCAAUGGUUGGUUUUACAAUGCUUCAACAAGUCGAUGCACGUUUGCAGCAAAUAAUGAGAACAAAGAAACCAUUUGGUGGAAUAUCAGUCAUAGUUUUAGGCGAUUUCAAUCAAUUAAGACCAGUUGGUGAUAAAUACAUAUUCCAGUUUAAUAAUUCAUAUAAUGCUUUAGUAGAUAGUCCAUUAUGGUCAUUAUUUGAAUUGUUUGAAUUAACAGAAAUUAUGAGACAAAAGGAUGAUAAGACUUUUGCCAUUGCAUUAAGUAAUAUAGCUAAAGGAACAAUGACAGAUGAAGAUAUUCAUCUGUUAAAGUCACGAAUUGUUUCAACUGAAAAUUUGGAAACGAUUGAAGAUGCCAUAAGAAUAUUCAGAAGCAAUGCUGAAGUUGAUGCAUACAAUACAAAAGUAUUGGCUAAUCUUAAUACUGAAGGUGCAACUGCCAAUGCAUAUGACUUUUGUAUUGGUGAUGGACUUGCAUCAUUAAAAGAAAAAGUGUUGAACAACGUAAAGAAUCUCAAAACAACUGAAACUUAUGGCUUACCACUUAAAAUCGAUUUGAAAGUGGGCGCUAAGUAUAUGUUGACAGUCAAUUCUGAUACUGAAGAUGGAUUAGUCAAUGGUGCUUGUGGAAAAUUAGUAAUGAUUGAUUACGGAAAACUUCAAAAAACUAAUGAAACAGUACCAUGUAGAAUAUGGAUUAAAUUCAAUGAAGAAAAAACUGGAAGAAAAGCUAGAGCCAAUUUUCACAAUGUAAUGCGUAAUAGAAAUAUUGAUUCUAGUCUUACACCAAUCGAACCAGUAAUACGUCAAAUAAAUACGAAGUCAACAAACUUCAAAGUAGAACGGAAGCAGUUUCCAAUAGUACCUUGUGAAGCUAUGACCAUAUACAAAAGUCAAGGCGGUACUUACGAGAAGGUUGUUGUCAAUUUGAAGAAGGGAAUGACAAGAUCUGAAUUAUAUGUUGCUUGUAGUCGUGCAACAAAAGCAAGUGGUUUAUACUUAAUUGGAGACUUCGUUCCACCAAAACCACCUGAACGUAAUGAUGCAGUGGCGAUGAUGUUCAAAAACAUGAGAUCUGAGCGAAUACUGAAAUUUUCACUUGAAUUUCCUGAAGAAUCUCAAGAAGAAAGAUUUUCUAUUAUGUUUCAUAAUAUACAAUCAUUGAAUAAACAUAUUUCAGAUAUUAAGUGUGACAAAACAUUUUUGCCUUCUUCCAUGAUAAGUCUUGUUGAAACAUGGACAAAACCAAGUGACAACUUGGAAAUUGAAGGUUUCAAGAUAGUUCACAGACGUGAUUGUGAUGAUGUACGAAAACCAUUUGGUCAAAUCAUUUAUUUGAAAAAUGAUUUGAAGUACGAAAAUAUCACCGAAAGAUAUGAAUAUUCAGGCAAAAACCAUAUUGAAUAUUCUUCAAUAAAAAUUGAUGAUAUUUGUAUAAUUUCCGUUUACAAUUCACCGAAUUCAUCAUUCGAUAUCUUAAAACGACAUAUUAAUGAAGUUAUAACUAUUUCAAAAGGAUUUUGUGAAAAUAUAAUUGUCGUUGGUGAUUUUAAUAUAAAUUUGAAGAUCAAAAUCAAUAACAAAUUUAUUGAAUAUAUGGAAUCAUUCGGACUUAGUUUGAAUAAUACACUAAAUAGAGAUUCAACUAAUGCAAAAACGCAGAUUGACUAUUGCUUCACUAAUGUGAAAGACUUAAAAUCUGAUUAUUUUGAAAGUCUUACAAGUUUUCAUAAACCAAUAUGGAUAAGAAAACAUAAAGUUUUGACUAAGUUUCAUUUUGAUGAAACCGAAGACAUUCGUACAAAUAUACCUUUUAAUAUUGAAGAUGUUAUAACUGAUGAUCAAUCUGACACGAUGGAAGUCGAUGAGAAAUUCAUUUUUGAAUGUUAUGAAACAGUCGAUAAAAACGAACAAAUUGACUUAGAUAUGUCUUUCCAUUUGGAAGAUCUCAAAGUUAAUGAUCCAUCUGACAUGAUGGAUAUUGAAGAAAAAUCUUCUUCCGAAAACUAUGAAAUCAUUGAUUCAAACUCAAGGAAGAUUUUGGAUCACUUUCUUUUUGCACUUGAUUUUAAUAAUACUACAGAGACUAAUCAAAUUUCAAGUCAAGCUCAAAUAAUUAAUGAUUUAAUUGAAAAAUCACCAUUUAUAACUAUGAAUAAUAAAGACCAAUCCGUCCGGUUAAAAUCGAAAACAGAAUAUUCUGUUCAAGCGUUCGAUUCUGUUUAUGCUAGAACUUGCACGACUGCAGAUGGUAAUUGUUUAUAUAGUUCUCUUUCGAUAAUAAAUAUUGGAUCUGAAAAACUAACACAUUCGAUGAGAUUGUUGGCAGUCAAUUCAAUGAUCAAUAAUAGCGAUUAUUUCCAAACACUUUGUAAAGUAUUGCAGUAUUCAUUUGAGGAACAGUUGAAAAGAACCGCUAUGGAUACAAUAUGGGGUGGAGAAGUUCAAAUUCAAGCGCUUUCUAUGGCUCUAUCUCAUCCUAUCUAUUCAUAUAUUCAGUUUAACAGCGAUCCAAAAAAUAGACAUUAUAUUUCAUCGAAUAUUAGUUUACAGGAACUAGUCGAUCGAUUUAUUAAAGGAACAGCAGGUGGUCAUCUGAAAUAUAUAGGAUACAAAUCCGAUAUGAAUAAACUAGGACUUUGUAUUUACUAUAAUGGUAGUCAUUAUGAUGCUCUUUUACCUUUUCGAGAUAAUCCUCAACAAUUUGUACCGCACUUUGACAUAAUUAACAUGAGUUUAUAA